AUGGCUCAUGGCGGCAAAAUCGACGGCAUCGGCGGGGUUUUCUUCAAGAGCACAGACCCUGACAAGCAAGCUGCGUUUUACAAGAAACACUUCGACAUCAGUCUGGGUAGCUGGCUGCACCAGAAUGCAGGUCCUUCUGUUGUCGCGGCGUUCAAAUCCGAGACGUCCUAUUUCGGACCGGCCGAAAACCGGUUCAUGAUCAAUCUGCGGGUCACGGAUAUCGACGCGUUGAUGGCAAGCCUGAAGGCAGACGGGGUCACCGAACUCGGCUAUGACGAUGAGGAAUACGGCAGGUUUUUCCGUUUUCUCGAUCCGGAAGGCAAUGCGAUCGAACUCUGGCAGCCACCGGAAGGAGACUUGCCGGAGGAGUAG
Molecule: messenger RNA, 372 nt
Organism: Effrenium voratum
Lineage: Eukaryota; Dinophyceae; Suessiales; Symbiodiniaceae
Source: the annotation of a GenBank genome assembly